CUCACCGUCUGUGCUGGCUCUCUUCACUCACGGCCUUUCAUGCCACGCAUUAAGGCCAGAUCGACGUCGCAGAGCUUCAAUGGAAAGAUAAGAAAGGGAAGAAGAUGUCUCGUCCGUCUUUAACGGCGCUUCCGGGGCCAUCGUCCCUGCUGACCUCGUACGAGGGUCAGACUGUCUCGCCCUCGUCCUCCCACGCGCGCAAGCUGCUCAUGCGUCUCGACAAGCCCGAACUCAUCUCUCUCGCACUCGGGUGGCUCCGUUUCUCGUCCUCCAUCCACCUUCCGCCCCAGUUAUCGCGUCGGCCACCGCGCGAACACACGCAGCGGCGAGGCGACUGGGCCGCACUCGACCUCUCCGAGGAACGCAGAGCGCGGACGCUCGAGGAUUGCAUCACUAUCUGGGACGGGCCGAUGAGGGAUCAGAGAGUGCCCAAGGUCCGAGCAGUGGAUCGGGUGCUGGAAGUGGAUUGGAGCGACGGUCUCAGCUUUGGUAUGCUUGCAGAGAUUGAGCUGGCUUAUCUCAAGGCUAGACGCACUUCGCGGACGUGGGUUGCGGCCAAGCUCGAGUAUGCGCCGGAUAGGGUGCAACACCCGACUGUGUCCAGCGUACUUCUCCGAGACCUCUACACACAAGAACUUCGUCAUUACUUUGCACACUAUCUGCACCUGUCGCAACCGAGGACGGCAGUUCCGUCGACACCUCCGCGUUCCGUUUCUCCGCCGCCGACCCGAGGCGCAGAAAAAUUCAAGACAGCAUCAGGGGACGACUGGACGACUGCAUUCACGUGCCUGAGACUGACAUUAGCGCCCACGUCUGCCGAGCUUUGCGCCAGCGGAUUCUACAUCCUUCACAUCCCUCGAACACCAUGGUUGCUGAUUUCUGGUUCUCCAGGUCGUGGCCUCGAGAACCGAACCAUCGCUCUCGCUGCUUUUGCGCAGGCUGCAGGGGCUCGCAGCGUCAAUGUCUCCAUUCCGCCAAUUCAAUUUCAAGCAGCUAUCACCGCAGGGAAGGCAGCAAUGGCAGCGGCAGAUGACACUGUGACAGGGGGAGAGAGGGAAGUGACGCUUCCAAAAAACGUCGCCGAGCUCAAAGGUCGAGACCCGCUCUCAUUACGUGACAUUCUCGCGCGCGACGCGUUGCCAGGCGGCGGCAAGGGCCUAGACAUGGUCACCGGCUACGUGGAAGAUGGUCCGCUCGUCGAUGCGGUACAUCGACGCCGUGAGACUGAGGCAGUCAUCAUUUAUGGUCGACUUCUGACGCCGCCACCGUCAUUAGAGGAACGCCGCGAGCAGCAAGAUAUCGGUGCCGCCUUGGGCCAACAUGCUCCGGCUUUGCACGCCAGCGUCAAGAGACUCAGCGACAGAGAAGUAGAGCAAAGAAGGUUCAAGAGGCGAAGAGAGGCCAAGGAGAUGUUUGGUGCGCAGGGAGAUGAUUCGCUUCCAAUGGUGCCUCGCAUUGACUUCGAGCUGCGACUGCCAUUCCCCCGCAUCGCGCCGUACAAAGUACCCUCAAUGGCUCUUCUCGACGCCGAGCCGAUCCGUAUUCGGCUGGAGGGUAGUCAUGUGCAAGCUGGCUUGCGCAAGCUCGUGCUUGCCGGCCUUGACGAGCGUGCCGACGCCACAAGCACUUCCUCACCAGCCGCAGCUUCCUCAAAUGUUGUCGCCGCAGAGGCAAGUGAGAGCACAAGAGAUUCUAGUAAGGAAUAUGCUGUCGGCUUGCCUUCCUGGCUCACGCAAGUCAAGGGGACAAACGUCGUGAUUGGCCUGCGCGAGCGUGCUGCGAGCACUGUUGGUGGUGGUAGCAGCAGUCGGGGCAGUCAUGCGCCGCGUGAUGGAGCUGGAGCAGCAGUGGGAGCGGUACGUGCGCAGACAGGGCCGAUGGCAGAUCAGACGGACGAUGCAGACGCCGAUCGAUAAUACAGAGCCGGCGUUUGAUGGUGGUUUGUGUACCUUAACCAUUCAGUGCCACCUAC
Molecule: messenger RNA, 1972 nt
Organism: Tilletiaria anomala UBC 951
Lineage: Eukaryota; Fungi; Basidiomycota; Exobasidiomycetes; Georgefischeriales; Tilletiariaceae
Exons: 3
Coding region: 105-1916 (603 amino acids)
Biological process (GO): chromosome segregation; CENP-A containing chromatin assembly
Source: RefSeq, a predicted model, not a curated record